AUGGCUGAAGAUCUCCAUGAUAGUCCGAGUCCUAUCGAUUCGGCAGAGGCCUCGACCACACGGUCAGGUCCCCGCAGACUCCCGAAGAAGCGGACCAAGACUGGUUGUUUAACUUGUCGAAAACGUCGUAUUAAGUGCGGCGAAGAGAAGCCGAUAUGCAGCAACUGCGUCAAGUCAAAGCGAAUCUGCGAGGGCUAUGCCCAGCGCGUUGUGUUCAAGAACCCCAUCGGUAUUUUUGGGUCUUUUGGUCCGCCACAUGGUCAGGAUUCGCAAAUGCCACAGCAGCAUAUAGGGAUGCCCAUGUAUAGUGAUUAUGGCUCGCAACUCCCGCCUCAGCAGGCCGCUGCCGCCGCUCAGCAUCCAAUGCUUGCCCCGCGACCUGUUGAUCCGGCUACAUUGGGUUACAACUCGUUCCCGCCACAGAUGCCACCGCCAGAUAGGACUCAACCGGGAAACGCUCCUCCGUUCUACUAUCCACCGGGUCCAAUGCCAGCAGAAGCGCCAACUCAUAUGUGGCAGCUCGGGCAAUUGGGUCAUACAGAGGGCAUGCCGAUCCCACAAGCUAGCACCGACUACUCACAGACACAGCAGCCAGUUCAGUUGGGUCCCUCGAAUACUUCGCAGACACCACAGACAAGCAUACAAUAUCCGCCUCCGAUCACUAGUCCGAUCGGCCAGACGGCUGAAGAAUAUGCCUCCAACCUGUCCCCUGUUCCGGCGCUUAAUGCUUCACUGGAAAGAAAUCCGGACCUACCAACGCAGAUUACUCAACCGCUACCGACAAUAUACCAUUAUCAACCACCACCCUGGCAAAUGGCACCGCAAUCGGGUUCUCUUGAGCAGUAUAUUCCCCAACAGCCGCAGAUCAUAUAUAUGGAAGAUGAAACCGAAGAUUACUAUGAUGUGGAUUCGGAUGAUGAGAUGGACGAUCAAUCGCGGGCCGAAGGCUUCAACCAGCUGAGUCUCAUCAUGGCAUCUGCCAACCGCGACGAACAACAACUUCGCUCCUUCACAACGUAUUUAAACGAGCCUAACAUUCUCGCCUCAUACCGACCCUCUUAUGGUUCAUCUCCUUUGAACAACCCCAAAACAGCCCGCAUAUUCGCCCACUUCAUUCAUUCGACCGGCCCCUCGUUAUCAAUCUUCGAACGCCAUCCUACCGACUCUUCAAUUGUCCUAGGAGCUGCAGUGCCGACUGCAAGACAAGGAUUGUGGACCUACACGCUUGCUCUCAAGGCCUUGGAUCACCCUGCACUGCUGCAGUCAAUUUUGGCAGUCAGUAGUCUGCAUAUCGCAAACUUGCAGCAUACUCCUGCGACAGUAUCCCUGAAACACUACCAUUACGCAUUAAAGCGAAUUGGUUAUGCAGUCGGCCUUCCCCAUCGACGCAAACAAAUCGGUACCCUAGCUGCCACCCUGCUACUUGGUUACUAUGAGGUGAUCUCAGCUGACCACUCCGGAUGGAACAACCAUAUUGCUGGAUCGGCCCAGCUAAUUCGAGAGGUCGACUUUGCAACGACAACCAAAGAUCUUCGAGCUCAUCGGCGAAGGUUACACGAGCAGCGACGUGAGUCGGACUGGUCGAAUUCGUGGUGGGGGAUGUCUGGUGAUGUGUCCGAGGAUGACCCCUUCGAGGAGAAAGAAGGCAACAUAGACGAAGACCUCAUUGGAACCCUGAUGGGUCGCGCGAUCAACUAUGACCAGUUCGGGGUUAUUGAUGAGGGCAACACAACACCAUCAAAAAAGUACUUUUCUCGCAAGGAUAUUGAGGUCUUCCGAAUCCAGUGCGAUCUAUACUGGUGGUUCUUCAAACAUGACGCGUUCCAGAGCUUCAUUGGCGGGAACAAACUACUGAUGCCCUUUUCUCAACGCGGUCAGUGUCCGCCUCGAGCGGGUGUCGGUCGAUUAGAUGCCAUCUAUGGUUCGGCAGAUCAUUUGUGGAUGCUUCUCGCUCGAGUGACGGACUAUGGAUUGCGUGACCGGAAACGAAAGCUAAAAUUAUCCAAGGCAGGUGGGAAGGACUGGAGACCUGGUCCUGAGCUGUUCAAGUUCAUGGGUCGCUUUGCUGGUGGUCCUCCUGGAAAAAGACCAGGGCCUCCUGGUGGUCCAGGUCCAGGUCCAGGCUCGGGAGGUCCAGGGGGUCCAGGGGGUCCACCUGGUGCCCCUCCAUCUGGCCCCCAUGGGCCCCCCGGUCCCCCUGGGAUGCCACCUGGGGGUCCGGGCGGCCAGCCGACGGGGGAACCUGCUGGGCAGUCACCGCCAUCUGCUGACAGUCCUCCCAUGUAUGGGAUGGUCCCCCCUCAGCCCCCAGCUCAACUUCCGUCUGCAUUCCAGGAUAGACCGCGUGAGCCGCGGGCGUCACCUGACGCGGAAGACCAAAUUGAGGUAAGUUACAUGGAUGCAGAGCAGGAAUGGGAGGAGAUCUUGGCUGCUAUGGAGAUAUUUGCCCAUGCGCUGGGUCGUGACUUUCAGCCUCUGCCAGCGGAUGUCACACUUCCAAUCGCGACCCCCUUCGGGCCUGCUCUUCAAUAUCGCACGCAUACCAUCGCCGUCAUCUGGGGAUUCUACUAUGCAGUACGGCUUUUGCUAAACCGGCUCCACCCUUGUAUGCCGCCGGCCAUCAUGAUGGCAGCCGGGGUGGCAGCGCCAACGACAGCUGAGUUGGCGCAAACCAUUGGAAGGGUUUUCUCGGGUAUUUACUACCCGCAGCGCCAUAGUCUCGAAGCGGGCAGCCUCAAUCCCAAUUUGGGUUCGUCAUUGACAGAAAUGACGGUUCCGCUUUUCUUUGCGGCUGUACAAUAUACCGAUGCUAAUCAGCGGGCUUGGACAAUUUCGAAACUCCGAGAUAUCUCUCGUCUGACAGGAUGGAAGUCUUCCGAAGCUAUCGCCGGUGGCUGUGAAAAGGCAUGGACUGUGGCUGCCAAACAAGGUCGAGGCCCGCCUUAUCAACGGUCCUUCCAGACUGCACGAGAGCGGGAGCUUCAACAAGAGGAGGCUGUGCUUGAAAUGAGUGACGAUCGGCGGUUUGUGACGGUGAAGAAAGAUCGAUCUCAUUGGGCGAUGGGGAUUCUAGAGGAGGACAUAGCCAAUUUGGAAGUUCUCAUCAGCUCUCUCUUCUUCUCACUCUAUCUGUCUCAUACUCUUUCGCUUCCCCCUAGAACACUGGAUUCGCGAGACCGCCACGACCGCUACUCACGAGGUCCAGCUGUGGUUGACCGACCCCGCCAUGCCGAAGAACGCUUCGAGUCCCGGCUCCGCGACGAAGACAGAUACGGACCCCCUGCACGCGCCCCAGGACGCAUCUACGAGGAUGAAUAUCUAGACCAGCCGGUCCCUGCAGGCCCUCUUGUGGCGCCUGAUCGGCGCCGACGCCGUGACGAGAGCCCCGCCUUUGAACGGCCUCGUCUACUUAGGCGACAGUCGUCGCUGGACACUUUUGAUCGCAUCCCCCGGCGCAAGAUGGAGACUCUCGACCUCCGAGAUCGUGCCCCUCGCAUGCCCCGCGUCCCUGCUGCGCCUCGUCGCCACUUCUCCCCUGGUCACUAUCGGGAGCGCGAGGUUUAUGAAGAUAUUAGGAUCGCUGAGCCCGAUUACUAUGGCGAUGAAGAGUUUAGGGAUGUGAAAGAGAGAGACAUGGUUGACCAUCGUCGCCGCUCGAGCAGCAAUGCUCAUAGACAUCGCGAGGAGAAGCCUUAUCCACGCAAAGGAAAGACUCGUGUUCCUCGUCACCUUGUCCAUGUCCAUGCCAUCUUGGACCUAGGCUAUCCAUACAAAGAAGAGGAUGAUGUGAUCGUGAUUCAGAAAGCCCUGUCGAAAGCACAGAUCGACGAGGUGAUCAUGUUGAGCCGCGAGUUCAGAAGACCCCCCAGCCCGGUGGAGAGUGAGUGCAAUGACCUAUCUCAUCUUCUAAGUGCCGGUUCUAACCUGCGAGGUCGAGCAGCUGAAUAUCUGUCCCCCAUCCGUCCCCGCGAGCGUGUCGCGACGGAAUACCUGCAAGUCGAGUCAUCAUCUUCUCCGCGCUCGAGUCGUGACGCAUUUAUUGUUGAAGCCACCCCUUCACGACAUAGGUCCCACUCUCGCCAUCACCAUGAUCACUAUGAGGAGAUUGUGGAACGACCAAGAGUGCAGGGGAUCUCCCGACCUCGCUCAGUAUCUGUGCAUGCACACCACCCCGUACAAUACAUUGAGCAGCGCGAAUCUGAUACUUCUCGCACGGGCCAGAUGGUUCUUGUCCGGCCACGGGACAGUGAUCAUGGUGUUAACGACUAUAUCCGUCAACUUGAGGAGGAGACAAGACUUCUUCGUCUGGAGAGAGAGAGCGGUGGCAUUGAGAUUACUCGCCAACGCGAUACCGAAAUCAUUGAUAACAGAGGCAAUGAGGAGGAGGUUACGGAGGUUCGGAGACAGGAGCGGAAAGAGCCUAACUCUCGCAUCAUGCGCGCUAUGAUGGCUUCACUUACUUGA
Penicillium nucicola is the source of this 4464-nucleotide messenger RNA. RefSeq lists its product as uncharacterized. Gene Ontology annotation, cellular component: nucleus. Gene Ontology annotation, molecular function: transcription cis-regulatory region binding; DNA-binding transcription factor activity, RNA polymerase II-specific; zinc ion binding. Gene Ontology annotation, biological process: positive regulation of transcription by RNA polymerase II. The coding region runs from base 1 to 4464 and encodes 1487 amino acids. NCBI's taxonomy places the organism in Eukaryota, Fungi, Ascomycota, Eurotiomycetes, Eurotiales, Aspergillaceae. The transcript is spliced from 9 exons. The record is from RefSeq and is a predicted model, not a curated record.